UCGCUCCAAAAAUGCAAGCCAAAUCUUGCCACCUCCCCAUCAAACUCCCCGCCGCCGCAUCCCUGCCGCGGCUGCCGCCGCCGACGUACAACCCGGCACAGCACACCGCGGUGGUCCCCCGCGCCAUCUCCAUCUCCGCGCCCCCAACGACGACCGCCGCGCCCCCGGUCCCGGCGCCGCACGACGCCAAUGCCUCGGACGACGCCGUGGCCGCCUUCUGGGACUACCAGUUCCUCUUCGUCUCGCAGCGCGCCGAGACCGCGGCGCCCGUCCCCCUCCGCCUGGUCGACGGCGCGCUGCCGCGGGGCUUCCCCUCCGGGACCUACUACCUCACCGGCCCGGGGCUCUUCUCCGACGACCACGGCUCCACCGUCCACCCCCUCGACGGCCACGGCUACCUCCGCGCCUUCGAGAUCGACGGCGCCGCCGGGAGGGUGGAGUUCGCGGCGAGGUACGUGGAGACGGAGGCGCAGGCGGAGGAGAGGGACCCCGACACCGGCGCGUGGAGGUUCACGCACCGGGGGCCCUUCUCCGUGCUCAAGGGGGCCAACAUGGUCGGAAACACAAAGGUGAUGAAGAACGUCGCCAACACCAGCGUUUUGCGGUGGGGCCGCCGCCUCUUCUGCCUCUGGGAAGGCGGCGACCCCUACGAGAUCGACCCGAGGACUCUCCGCACCCUCGGCGCCUUCAAAGUCGUCGUCGAUGACCGCCGGAGAAUGUCGCCGGACACGUUCACCGCCAACUUCUGGGACGUCGCUGCACGAAUCUUGAAACCGUUAUUAUACGGGGUUUUCAAGAUGCCUCCGAAGAGAUUGUUGUCUCAUUACAAGAUCGAUGUGAAAAGAAAUAGAUUAUUAAUAAUGUCAUGCAAUGCCGAAGAUAUGCUACUUCCACGCAGCAAUUUCACUAUUUACGAAUUGGACUCCAAUUUUAAGCUACUGCAAAGCCAAGAAUUCAACAUUCCUGAUCACUUGAUGAUCCACGACUGGGCCUUCACAGAUUCCCAUUACAUAUUAUUUGGAAACAGAAUCAAGUUAGACGUUGCAGGUUCAAUGACAGCAUUAUGUGGAUUUUCUCCGAUGAUAUCAGCGUUGUCGGUAAACCCAAGCAAGACCACGUGUCCAAUUUAUGUGCUUCCAAGAUUUGAAGACUCGAAAACGAAAUCAAGGGAUUGGAGAGUCCCAAUUGAAGCACCUUCACAGAUGUGGGUGCUUCACGUUGGGAAUGCUUUCGAGGAGAAAUAUGUGAAUGGAGUUCUUCACAUUCAAAUCCAAGCUAGUACUUGUUCCUAUCAAUGGUUCAAUUUUCAGAAAAUGUUUGGAUAUGAUUGGCAGAGUGGUAAAUUAGACCCUUCCAUGAUGAACUUGAAACAAGGCCAAGAAACCUUGCUGCCUCAACUAGUCAAGGUUAGUAUAAAAUUGGACGUGGAUGGGAAUUGCCAAGACUGCAGCGUAGAUAGGCUGAGUGAGUGGAGCAAACCUUCAGACUUUCCGGUCAUAAAUCAGGAAUAUUCCGGCGCUCGAAACACGUACAUCUACGCAGCUACCUCCUCCGGUUCACGGCGAGCCUUGCCGCAUUUCCCAUUCGACACGGUGGUGAAGAUGAACACCGCCACCAAAGCCACGCACACAUGGUCUACCUCGCGCCGUAGAUUCAUCGGCGAGCCAGUAUUCAUACCAAAAGCCGAAGCCCAAGCCGAAGACGACGGCUUUCUUCUCGUAGUAGAAUAUGCAGUGUCUACGCAGAGAUGUUAUUUUGUUAUUUUGGAUGCUAAAUUGAUUGGUAAGAAAAAUGGUGUAAUUGCAAGAUUUGAAGUCCCUAGGCACUUGAAUUUUCCUCUUGGAUUUCAUGGAUUUUGGGCUCCAAAUGUGUGCACAACGUUAACGCCUUCUACCAAUUGCCGAGUGUCGUCGCCGUCUCUUGAUUGUGUGGGACUGCAUCAUUAAUCCAAUUCAAAUAUGAUAAAUGUGAAAGUAGACUGUGUUAGAAUCUAUAUUAUAGCAUAGAUUAGUCAUACAAAAUUGUUAAAGGGCCACUUGUCUAAUACCAUAAAGAUAAAAUGGUGCCAUCAUCAUGUAAAGUAUAGUCUUCAACUUCUUUAUAAGGAAUCACACGUGUUGUAAUUGUAACAAGCUUAUUUUCUUGGUGAAUUUGUAAGGGUUAACAGUGUUUUAUUUC
Messenger RNA from Salvia miltiorrhiza (redroot sage), 2178 nucleotides. RefSeq names its product carotenoid cleavage dioxygenase 7, chloroplastic. Gene Ontology annotation, cellular component: chloroplast stroma. The transcript is spliced from 7 exons. Gene Ontology annotation, biological process: carotene catabolic process. The record is from RefSeq and is a predicted model, not a curated record. Lineage: Eukaryota; Viridiplantae; Streptophyta; Magnoliopsida; Lamiales; Lamiaceae. Bases 12 to 1946 code for a protein of 644 amino acids. Gene Ontology annotation, molecular function: 9-cis-epoxycarotenoid dioxygenase activity.